Messenger RNA from Balaenoptera acutorostrata (minke whale), 3360 nucleotides. RefSeq names its product homeobox A6 (gene HOXA6). The transcript has 2 exons. The record is from RefSeq and is a predicted model, not a curated record. Gene Ontology annotation, biological process: regulation of transcription by RNA polymerase II; anterior/posterior pattern specification. Gene Ontology annotation, molecular function: DNA-binding transcription factor activity, RNA polymerase II-specific; RNA polymerase II cis-regulatory region sequence-specific DNA binding. Lineage: Eukaryota; Metazoa; Chordata; Mammalia; Artiodactyla; Balaenopteridae. The coding region runs from base 2646 to 3347 and encodes 233 amino acids. Gene Ontology annotation, cellular component: nucleus.
CUUUCUAUGUGGCUUUGACCUAGAAAAGAGCCCUGGUGGCCAUUCUCACCAUCCCAGGAGAGGCUCCCUCCAGCGUCUGGGGCUUCUAUUCUUGCAUGAAUGGCGCUCUCUUUCCAUAUAUAUACAUAUAUAUACACACACAUAUAUAUGUGUAUAUAUAUUCAUACAUAUAUAUAUACAUAUAUAUAUAUGUAUAUAUAUAUAUAUGCACCUAAUGCUGGUUGGAGAAAUAAAUUGGGCGGCUGUCAACGUGAUAUGUACCAGCCUUGGCUAACACGUAGAGAUUUCAGUUUAAUAUAUUUUUUCCAUCUUAGUUUCUAUAGAAGCUAGAAAUAUACUGUUUUUUGACUCUUAGCUGAGAAAUCAAAUUCUUUCGUUGACUGGGACAAUGAUUAAAUCGAGAAUCCGGGUCAAACCAUAACAAAUACUAAUAACAGUAGUAAACUGCCACCAGCCCCAACACCGUGUGGGACCUGGAGGAAUGAAGCAGAAAUUAUGAAUGUAAACAUUUAUCAACAUCUCCAAAUGAUUAUUUUCAUCUUACAUGAUAAUAACUUGCUUGAAAUCACCAUCAUCUGAUGGUCUUGUUAAAGAAACAACAACUCAAACAUGAUUUUCUUCUAACACAACUUUUUAAAAAAUCCCUUUUUAAUUUUUGACUCUUGAGUUUUCAUUUUCACCUAUCAGAUUCUUUCCCUAAAGAAAUUCGAGGACAAUUUAAAAUUAUAUCCUUUCCUGCCAGGCCCUUAUUUAUAUAUGCAAAGAAGAAACUUUCCCAGCUUCGAUUGACUGGGUCACAGUCAGAAGGCUUCUGGGUGCAGCCCCCAUUGGGUGGGCAGCAGCCGAUUUCGAGGAUGCACCAUAGUCUCUGGGGAGGCCAAUCAUAGCCCAGUCCUUUCCCAAUGUUUUCUCCUUGGGGGAAGUGAGGGGAGAAAUCGAAAAGCAAGGAAGAGAUUAAGGAAGUCGUUGCCAGAUUCCUAGGGGGGGCCUUGCCACACACCCCCAAGUCCUGAACCCCAUCAGCCUGCAUUCACCAGUUUUACAGAUCUUAUAAACACCCUCUGGAUAUUCAACCAAAUCAUAUAAAUAAAUCGUUCUUCAAGCUCCACAGAACUGAGCAUUUUAAAGCUAAUUCAAGGGGUUUUACAAGCCUAACAAAUACAGUUGUAAAAAUGCCAUUGAAAAGAUAUCACAUUUACAAAAUGAGAUUGAUCCAUGUGCUAUAAAAGUCAACUAUCUCAAAGGAACACCUCUCAGGCAAGAGAGCGCAGCCCAGGACAGUAUUUUUCCUGUCCUGUUUGGAGAAGGCCAGGCCUGGGGCUGCAGUAAAAGCAAUUCAGAGAAUUUCUGGAGCUGGUGAGACAAACUGUUUCUGGUUCUGGAGCAACUGUGGGUGGCAGGUCCCCCAAAAUGUCCCAGAAAAGGCAGGAAAGGGGACAUCCCAGGACAGUGUCCAUGGACAGGCGACCCAGAAACCAAGCACAUCCAUCAUUCCGGCGGCCUUGGGCCCGCAGAGCUGCCCUCUAUGCCCGGCUGGGCCAGGGACCCUGGGUCACCAGCACCUCUGAAAUGAGGACAGAGAUUCCACAUCUGGAUCUGUCUCAUCUCUGAGCUAUCAGGGUGGCAGAGGGAGAGUCUGGCGAGUUGGGCUUGGGCAAGGGGAGCAGGUCCCAGGGCUGGAUUCGGAGCUCAGUCUCACAACUACUCCUCUGUAGGUCCCUUUCUUGUUGAAACCAGUGGUUUCUGCCCUCUCGGUUCCUGGGUUCAGAGGCAGCAGGAGCGGGGCUCACAGCUUGUGAGGGCUGCUUUGAGGCCAGGCAAUCGCUGGCCAUUGGAAGGAGGCCCCUCGAGACUCAAAGGAGACGCGUUGUAUGUGGGAGUAGGGGGCCGGCGGGGAAAGAGACUAGCCUCGUCCUGGUCCUGGUCAGCUCGAGGUGAGCCUUUCCCCUUGGCGGCGAGGCCCAGGCCCUUGGUGGGAGCGGGGAAGGAGAGGAGGAGGUGAUGCCCGGAUUCCUAAGGCGCAGGAGUGAAGGCCUGGUUUCUCAGAGCCCUUCUCCAGCUCCGGAGCCCGCACCCACGGGUAGGGGAGUGCAGGGGGAGGGGCAAACUCAGGUCCCUGCCGGGAGGGCAGGCCAACCCGGAGCAAAGACAUCCUCGUCACCGCCCCUCCCUGAGCGAGGCUGUCAGGUUUCCUGUUUGGAGAGAAAACCCAGCAAAAUCCAACAAGGCAAAAGGGUCGGGGGGGCGGAUAGAAAGAGCGGGCCUGGCCAGGUCUUUGCAUCAGCCCGGACGCGGGUGCCCCUACCCCGGCCCGAGCCGCACGCCCCUGCCCAGGCCUCGCCCGCCACCGGCUUUCGGGAAGAGAGCCGGGCCGGCUGGCUGUGCGCGCCCAUUAAUCUGCCGGGCGGGCGGCGGGCGGGCGGGCUGGGGGCUGUUUGUAACUUUGCUGCCUCGGUCGCCGCGGUCCCCGGGGAGCGGGCUCCGGCGCUCGCUCCCAUUGGCCGCCGCCGCGUCAGCUGGUGCGAUUUGCUGCUGUCGCUUUUGGCGUUCGGCCAUCCAGAAACAAACCAGUUCGAUGACUACUAAUAGUUAUAGCCAGAUGUACUAAUACACAACAAAUCACAGUCCUGCAGAGGGGCGCGCAAAUGAGUUCCUAUUUUGUGAAUCCCACUUUCCCCGGGAGCCUGCCCAGCGGCCAGGACUCCUUCUUGGGCCAGCUGCCCCUCUACCCGGCCGGCUAUGACGCGCUGAGGCCCUUCCCGGCCUCGUACGGGGCGUCGAGCCUCCCGGACAAGACGUACACCUCACCUUGUUUCUACCAACAGUCCAACUCGGUCCUGGCCUGCAACCGGGCGUCCUACGAGUACGGGGCCUCAUGUUUCUAUUCUGAUAAGGACCUCAGUGGCGCCUCGCCCUCGGGCAGUGGCAAGCAAAGGGGCCCCGGGGACUACCUGCACUUUUCUCCCGAGCAGCAGUACAAACCCGACAGCAGCAGCGUGCCGGGCAAAGCCCUCCAUGACGAAGGCACCGACCGGAAGUACACGAGUCCUGUUUACCCCUGGAUGCAGCGGAUGAACUCCUGCGCGGGUGCUGUGUACGGGAGUCACGGGCGCCGAGGCCGCCAGACCUACACGCGCUACCAGACGCUGGAGCUGGAGAAGGAGUUCCACUUCAACCGCUACCUGACGCGGCGCCGCCGCAUCGAGAUCGCCAACGCGCUCUGCCUCACGGAGCGCCAGAUCAAGAUCUGGUUCCAGAACCGCCGCAUGAAGUGGAAAAAGGAAAAUAAACUCAUCAAUUCCACACAACCCAGCGGGGAGGACGCUGAGGCAAAAGCGGGCGAGUAGACGCCUGGGCAGG